Molecule: messenger RNA, 1434 nt
Organism: Cicer arietinum (chickpea)
Lineage: Eukaryota; Viridiplantae; Streptophyta; Magnoliopsida; Fabales; Fabaceae
Product: nuclear cap-binding protein subunit 2
Biological process (GO): mRNA cis splicing, via spliceosome
Cellular component (GO): nuclear cap binding complex
Molecular function (GO): RNA cap binding
Source: RefSeq, a predicted model, not a curated record
AUUUAUAUAUUAUUUGGGCUGAGGCCCAGUAUUUAGUCUUCGCUAAACCGUGACUUUUGUGGACCGGUUUUACAUUUCGGGUCAAAACGAUCCACGUGAGGGUUCGUCUUGUCGGACUUCACUGCCCUAAUCGUGUAACUCAAAUCGGAACCUCUUCUUCUCUUCUUAGUUUUCAUGAUUUUUCACCGUUAACAGUAUCGCAGAGCAACACAUGGCUUCAUUAUUCAAGGAUCAAGCGAAGCUCUCAGCGUAUAGAGAUAGAAGAUUCCCCGGAAAUCAAGAAGAAUUUGAGCAUGCGCUGAUAACUUCAACAACCGUUUAUGUUGGGAACAUGUCGUUUUACACAACGGAAGAGCAAAUUUACGAACUUUUUUCACGAGCUGGUGAAAUCAAAAAGAUCAUCAUGGGAUUGGAUAAGAACACCAAAACUCCAUGCGGUUUUUGUUUCGUAUUAUAUUACUCUCGUGAAGAUACUGAGGAUGCUUGCAAAUAUAUAAGUGGGACAAUACUGGAUGAUCGCCCUAUUCGUGUUGAUUUUGAUUGGGGAUUCCAGGAUGGAAGACAAUGGGGUCGUGGUCGUAGUGGGGGCCAGGUGCGUGAUGAAUAUCGCACUGAUUAUGAUCCUGGUAGAGGUGGAUAUGGAAAGUUGGUUCAGAAAGAGUUAGAAGUACAAAGGCAGCUUGUAGAUUAUGGUGCUGGUUCUUUGGGAUCUUUUCCCCCAGUUAUUCCAUCUUCUUAUGGUAGACAUGGUGGUAGCCAUGGUCAUGGUGGUUCCUAUCGGCAUGGUAGAGGAGAUUACAAUAGGAAGAGACACAGAGACGAUGAUCGCCACACACACGAGCCCUCAAAAAGAACAUCAGAUCAUGAAUCUCGGAGGAACCCUGAUCAUGAAUCUCGAAGGAACCCUGACCAUGAAUCUCGAAGGAACCCUGACCAUGAAUCUCGGAGGAACUCUGACCAUGAAUCUAGACCGGAAAAAAAUCCACGAUUUCGGGAGAGUGGUGAUUCUGAUGAGGAGGAGGAAGAUGAUAAAAAAAGACGGGGUUAAUCAGAAUGUCAUACUUAAUCAAGCUGAUUUGCAUUGAAAAUUUUCUUCUGGCAUGAUGAAAGUGGCAAAUUGUGUAUUGUACAUCAUUGCGAAUUGCAAAAGAUCUUACUAUCAAGUUAACCUUGUGAAAUUCAUGGCUACAUCUGCCGCAUAUGGCUGUGCUAAGUUGUUGCUCUUUAUGUGUUGUAGCAAUAGUUUUCUUAUGCCUUUGUUUUUCCUCAUAAUUUAUUAGAAUUAGUUAACUUUAUGGAUCUUAUGCAUUAGGGAUCAGCUUAUUAGGUUAACGAUGUGGCACUGAUCCUGUAUGAUUAAUCUAGCCGUACGUGCGCCAGCGUGAUAUAUACUUUGGUUGCAUUGAGAAUGUUAAAAUCACUUUAAAUGCGUGA